UUUACUCCGAGCUUUGAAGUGUGAAUCAAACUCGAAAAGCACCAAAACCCAUCUCCCCCUUCUCACCGUCUGUGCCACUACCACUUCACUCCACUCAAUCCCCAAAAUGGGGAGGCUGCUUCCGGGUCACCCUACCCUUACCCUCCUCCCCCUCCUCUUCGCCGCCGCCGCCAUCGCCGGCGUGCGUUGCGCGCCGGUGUACAGGCCGGAAUACCUGGUGGACGGGAACCAGCUCGUAGACAUGCAGUACCACAUGGGCCCCGUCGUAUCGGGCGCGCCGACCAACCUCUUCCUCAUCUGGUACGGCCGGUGGGAGGACCCGGCGCAGGCUGUGCUCCGCGACUUCCUCGCCUCCCUCUCAGCUCCAGCGCCGUUCCCCGCCGUCUCCGACUGGUGGGUCCGCACGCCGCGGCUCUACACGGACCAAUCCGGCGCCAAUGUCACCGCCACAUUCGCCGUCGCCGGGGAGCACUCCGACGCCGGGUACUCCCACGGCGCCUCCCUGAAGCGGAUCGACAUGCAGUCCAUCAUCCGCACCGCCGUGGUCGCGUACCCGGACCCUCUGCCGCUCGACCCGUACAACGGCGUGUACCUGGUGCUCUCCUCACCUGACGUGCAGGUGGAGGAGUUCUGCCGCGCCAUGUGCGGCUUCCACUACUUCACCUUCGCGUCCGUGGUCGGGGUCACCGUGCCGUACGCGUGGGUCGGGAACAGCGGCUCGCAGUGCCCAGGGAGGUGUGCUUAUCCGUUCGCCUCGCCGGAGUACGGCGCCAGCGGGCAGGGGGUGCUGCGGCCGCCGAACGGCGACCCCGGGUUGGACGGGAUGGUGAUCGUGCUGGGGCACGAGCUGGCGGAGCUGGCAACCAACCCGCUGGUGAACGCGUGGUACGCCGGUGACACGCCAACGGCGCCCACGGAGAUUGCCGACCUCUGUCUCGGGGUCUACGGCGACGGCGGUGGAGCAGGUGGGUUCGUUGGGAACGUGUCCCACGCAGCCGACGGCAGCUCCUACAACGUGAACGGCGUGAAUGGCCGGCGGUUCCUGGUGCAGUGGCUCUGGAACCCCGUCCGCGCCGCGUGCUACGGACCCAACUCCAGCAACUGAAGCCGCUCUGCUAUUCCCCUGAUCCGUGGCUUCUCUCAGUUGAUGCCAUUGCGCUGGAUGGCGUUGCAGAGGCAGGAAAUUUGAAUGUCUGAAAUGUCAUUCAGACUCGAUCUGUUCCUUGAUUUGUUGACCCAGGGUUUGCGAUGGGUUUAUGAUUUUGAUAGAUCUGUAUCUGUCCUGUACUCCCUUAGUCCUAAAAUAAAUAAUUCUAAAAUGAUUUAAAUUUA
Hordeum vulgare subsp. vulgare (domesticated barley) is the source of this 1332-nucleotide messenger RNA. Its product is annotated as protein EXORDIUM-like 7. NCBI's taxonomy places the organism in Eukaryota, Viridiplantae, Streptophyta, Magnoliopsida, Poales, Poaceae. The transcript has a single exon. The record is from RefSeq and is a predicted model, not a curated record. Bases 107 to 1105 code for a protein of 332 amino acids.